Molecule: messenger RNA, 807 nt
Organism: Zymoseptoria tritici IPO323
Lineage: Eukaryota; Fungi; Ascomycota; Dothideomycetes; Mycosphaerellales; Mycosphaerellaceae
Exons: 1
Cellular component (GO): nucleus
Source: RefSeq, a predicted model, not a curated record
CCGCCUAAAUCGCCAUCAAAAUCUCGCCUCCAAUCUCCCUCCAAACGGAAGCCUCGCAUACCCACUCCGCCUUUGAGACCUAGUCUAGAUGCAUUCUGGACGGCAGAGGCUGUCAACAAUUGGAAUGACACCUACUCUCCGCAGAAGACACUGAAAUCACCAGCAAAGAAGCCACCCGGACCAUUUGAUACCCCUCCGUUGUCCCCAACAAAGCGCACAAAGUCCGAGGUCGCCGAGCGCAAAACCUUCGAGUCAACAAAAGAAGCGAUAGCAUCAAGCUUCCUCGCGGAGCUAGACUCUACAAUCACCAACAACCAAAUCUCCGCUCUCGCAGCCAGCGUCGGCGGAGUCCAACUCAUAUGGUCCAAGACUCUCACCACAACCGCCGGCCGUGCGAACUGGAAGCGUGAAACGACCAGGACUCGCUCACGUCCCAACUCGGACAAGGCCACCGGCCAGGACAACACCGUCACGACAAUCACGCACAAACACCACGCUUCUAUCGAGCUGUCCACCAAGAUCAUCGACAAUACUGAUCGACUACUCAACGUCGUGGCUCACGAGUUCUGUCAUCUAGCGAACUUCAUGAUCAGCAACAUCACCGAUCAGCCACACGGGAAAUCUUUCAAGAACUGGGGAAGACUUGUGUCUAAAGCUUUCGGCGACAGAGGCGUAGAAGUCACCACCAAUCACAGCUAUGUCAUCGAGUACAAGUACAUUUGGAAAUGCGAAGAAGGCAAUGGAGGCUGUGGGCGAGAAUUUGGACGACAUUCGAAGAGUGUCGAUCCGGCGAGACAUCGCUGUGGC